GGAGCGAGAUUAGAGUCAUCGCCGGAGCCAGAAACAGUUCAGACAAGAAAGAAGGGAUGUCGAGAGGAUCUCGGCUGGUUAGGGCUCCAGGGCUCUUACUCUGUCGCUCUUAUCUUCACCCUCAACCCAAAAUCCCAGCUUUGUCAUACCGUCUUCGCUCUGGUUAUCCUCUUCAUAAAAAUGGUUUCUCCAGUUUCAUCAGACGUAACUCAAUUCAAACAUCUCCCACUAUCAAUGCCUUCCUCACAGAUCCCUCCCCAUCCCCAUCCCCGAUUCGUUUUGUUCAACGGAGUUCAAUGCUCAAUGGGCGUCUGUUCUCGACUUCUACUCCUAACCCCGACCAAGCCGACACCAAGUCUAAGGAAAUCAAACCGGCCAAGCCGGACUCAGAGUCAGCAAUGGCUGACAUGAAGAUUCUCCGCACGCUUGCUGGCUAUUUGUGGAUGAGAGACAACCCAGAAUUCCGCUUCAGGGUCAUCGCUGCUUUGGGUUUUCUCGUGGGUGCUAAGGUCUUGAAUGUCCAGGUCCCUUUCCUCUUCAAAUUGGCAGUUGAUUGGCUUGGUUCAUCUACCGGAACCGGCGCUUCUCUCACCACCUUCGCCGCUGCAAACCCUUCCCUUGUUACUGCUUUUGGUACUCCUGCUGCCGUCCUUAUUGGAUACGGAAUUGCUCGGACGGGUUCUUCUGCUUUUAAUGAACUUCGUACUGCUGUGUUUUCCAAGGUAGCUCUUCGCACAAUUCGAUCAGUUUCUAGAAAGGUGUUCUCACAUUUACAUGAUCUUGACCUUCGUUACCACCUUAGUCGAGAAACAGGUGCUUUGAACAGAAUUAUUGAUCGUGGUAGCCGUGCAAUAAACUUUAUCCUCUCAGCUAUGGUUUUCAACGUUGUUCCUACCAUUUUGGAGAUAUCUAUGGUAUCAGGUAUAUUAGCAUACAAGUUCGGAGCUGCCUUUGCCUGGAUCACCUCUCUUUCUGUUGGAUCAUAUAUCGCUUUCACGUUAGCUGUGACACAGUGGCGAACCAAGUUUAGAAAGGCUAUGAACAAAGCUGAUAAUGAUGCUAGCACAAGGGCUAUUGAUUCUCUGAUAAAUUAUGAGACAGUUAAAUAUUUUAACAAUGAAGGUUAUGAGGCUGAAAAGUAUGACCAGUUCCUGAAAAAAUAUGAAGAUGCUGCAUUACAAACUCAAAGAAGUCUUGCUUUCUUAAACUUUGGACAAAGUAUCAUAUUUAGCACUGCUCUGUCAACAGCAAUGGUGUUGUGCUCUCAGGGUAUCAUGAAUGGCCAGAUGACAGUCGGUGACUUGGUUAUGGUGAAUGGACUUCUCUUUCAGUUAUCUCUUCCUCUAAACUUUUUGGGUAGUGUUUACCGUGAAACCAUUCAAAGCCUUGUGGACAUGAAAUCAAUGUUCCAGUUGCUAGAGGAGAAAUCUGACAUCACAAAUAUACAUGACGCAAAGCCUCUUGUACUAAAAGGUGGAAGCAUUCAGUUUGAAAAUGUACACUUCAGUUACCUUCCCGAGAGGAAAAUUUUAGAUGGAAUUUCCUUCCUUGUACCGGCAGGAAAAAGUGUGGCAAUUGUUGGUACUAGUGGGAGCGGCAAGUCAACAAUUCUUAGAAUGUUAUUCAGAUUCUUUGACACAGAUUCUGGAAAUGUAAAGAUUGACGGGCAAGAUAUAAAGGAAGUGAGACUAGAUAGCCUCCGAAGCUCCAUAGGAGUUGUGCCGCAAGAUACUGUGCUCUUUAAUGAUACAAUAUUUCAUAACAUACAUUAUGGACGUCUUUCAGCUACAGAAGAAGAGGUGUAUGAGGCUGCUCGUCGUGCUGCAAUUCAUGAAACGAUCAGCAAUUUCCCUGAUAAAUAUUCCACAAUCGUUGGGGAAAGGGGGCUCAAGUUGAGUGGUGGAGAGAAACAAAGAGUGGCACUUGCACGGGCAUUUCUGAAAUCUCCUGCGAUUCUGUUGUGUGAUGAGGCAACAAGUGCACUGGAUAGCACAACAGAGGCAGAGAUACUGAACGCACUCAAGGCACUGGCGACUAACAGGACAUCAAUCUUCAUUGCCCACAGGCUGACUACUGCGAUGCAGUGUGACGAGAUAGUAGUACUGGAAAACGGGAAGGUGGUGGAGCAGGGCCCCCACGAUGUGCUGCUGGGAAAGGCUGGAAGAUAUGCUCAGCUUUGGACACAACAAAACAGCAGUGUGGAUAUGCUUGAUGCGGCUGUGAAAUUGGACUAGUAUCCCAGAGAGGCAAAUGUGUAAAAUUUAUAUUUAUAUCUCAAUUGAUUUUGUAUGGUUAUUAGCAGAUAGGUUCCCAAAGAACGAACACGAGACAAAGGGAAUAAUAAUGGUGAAUGAUUUAUUUGACACGA
Capsella rubella is the source of this 2368-nucleotide messenger RNA. Its product is annotated as ABC transporter B family member 25, mitochondrial. The transcript is spliced from 18 exons. NCBI's taxonomy places the organism in Eukaryota, Viridiplantae, Streptophyta, Magnoliopsida, Brassicales, Brassicaceae. Gene Ontology annotation, molecular function: ABC-type transporter activity; ATP hydrolysis activity; ATP binding. The coding region runs from base 57 to 2234 and encodes 725 amino acids. Gene Ontology annotation, cellular component: mitochondrial inner membrane. Gene Ontology annotation, biological process: transmembrane transport; intracellular iron ion homeostasis. The record is from RefSeq and is a predicted model, not a curated record.